Messenger RNA from Prunus dulcis (almond), 2745 nucleotides. RefSeq lists its product as uncharacterized. The transcript is spliced from 6 exons. The coding region runs from base 53 to 2647 and encodes 864 amino acids. The record is from RefSeq and is a predicted model, not a curated record. Lineage: Eukaryota; Viridiplantae; Streptophyta; Magnoliopsida; Rosales; Rosaceae. Gene Ontology annotation, molecular function: RNA binding.
CUCUUUUUAUUCUCACCAAAGAGAAAAGAGAGAGGCAAAGAGUAAGGGCGAAAUGUCCCUCUUUCGUAUCCUUCUUCCAAAGCCAGGGCAUCAUCUCCACAAAAGAGCGCUUCCCAAAGCAACAAGAUGGUGUUCAUCUUCGUUGAGCAGUGGGCCGGAGAAACCAUCGAGUUCAGAGAACUCGGAGGCGGGAAAGGAGCAAAGAGCUGCAGCUGAGGAGUCAAAUAACAAAUAUACGGAACCAGCAAAGGGUCAAAACAAAGUGGGGGAAUCAUGGAAUUCUCUGAAAGGCAUUUUUUCUAAUCUGAAGGAAAGAAUGCUGGGAAUUUCCCGAUUUCAGAAGCAAAUCACUGUCGAAACAAUUGAUUAUGUAGCUGAUAGGACAAUAUCUGAGGUUAUUAAGACAAAGAAUAGUCCUCAUGACACUGAAAUUGAUCAACCCAAUUAUAGCAUUCAGAUGCCAAAAGUCAUAAGGGAUUCUCACAGUUGCAAGGAAAAUAUCUCAACGAGAUUAAAAUCUGAUAUAAUUAGGGAACGCUCUUCAUCUGAAGUGGUUGAUGCUACAGUUUUUAACCAAGUUGAUGUGCAUAUGGCUGGUUUGGUUGUAUCCAAUGCUAGAAAGGAGCGUGCUGGUCCAGAAAAUGUUGAAAAUAACUUAACAAAUGCGUCAUUGCAUAGAGGGGGGAAAAAUUCUUUGAGCAAUUUGGGUGAUAUGUUUGCAUCUAAACACAAAGAGAAAAAUGUUGGUCCUAAAAAUGUUGAACAUGGUGUAAGUGGAAAUUUAGUUCUAUCAUCAGAGACCUUCAUGGAUUCUCAAAACAGUGAGAAAUGCGUUAGAGCAACUGCAGCUUCCAAUGUAACAUGGAAAAGAUCUUCUAAGUAUAUGGGUCAAUCAGAAGUAGAGCCUGAAUCAGACAGGCAACUUGGGGAAGUGAUGUUGGACAACACUGGGGUUCUUGAAUCAGAAACUGAGUACCAGUCUCGCGUAACACAUCAGUUACCAGGUGAAGAGUCUAGGAUAUUCCAAAAGGAUGUCACAAAUGGAUCCACAGUAGUUGGAAAUGGAAACCAUCAACUUAACAAAAGAACUUGGAUAUCAGAUCAAACACCUAGUGCAGAUACUGAUGUGGAUAAAAUGCCUGUGUCAUCUAAUCGAUCUCAAGAAGUGGGAUUGGCAAACAUGUUUCUGAGGACAAUGAAUGAUCAAAAAGCUGGCAAAAUCCCCAGUAAAAAAAAUGAUACUUUGGCUUCAAAUGGACUUUUGGGAAUUUUAACUGAAAGAAAUGAAACAACAGGUGAAGAAGAUAUGGGAAAAGGAUUCAACAUUAAUGGCUUAAUUGGCUGCAUUAAGGAGCUGCCUAGAGAACUAUUAAUUACUAAACCUCAGGACAGUGCUAUUCCCAGCAAGACUGAUCAUAUCAUUAAAAGGGGAGGCUCAGUUAAAAAGGUUACAAUCCCCGCUGAUUCACAUAAGCAUGAUGCUAAAAGAAGCGAAAGUUCGUUUAGAGGCCGUGCCAUGGAAAGGGAGACAAACACCAUUGAUGAGAGUGAAGAACAACCAUGUAGGGGAAUCGCUUCCCUUAAUACAGAUUCCGUAUCUAAAAGUGACAGUAGUGACUUGAAAGUUGCAUCUCAAAAAAAGUCCAAACUAAGCCCAAAGAUCCAUCUUCCAACUAGCAAGGAAGACUUAAAUAAGAUCCCAAUUACAUUCAGCCAGAAAGAAGGAUCAACAGAAAGCAAGGUAUUGGUUAGAUUUUUGCACAAAAAUGUGAAGGAUGAUGCUGUUGUUAAUGCUUUAAAUGAUUGUGGGGAGAUUGUGAAGAUACAGCUACUUUCCGUUAGUGAAGGAAGCAAUUUCAGAGAUGCUUGGGUGCAUUUUAAGACAAGUAAUGAAUCACAGAGAGCUCUCAGGAAAACUGACCUCAUUAUAGGGAAUUCCGAAGUCGUUGUUGUGGCAACUUCUUUAGAAGAUGUGCUUAAUAAAGUUUCCAUUCCCAACGUGAUUGGUGAUUCUGAACUUCCUGUUGCAUUAAUAAAGAAUCCCACACGAACAGUUAUGAUUAAACAUUUGACCCAUGAUAUAAGCUUACAUCACCUUAAAGGAGCUCUUGCCUUCUGUGGAAGUGGCAUAUCCAGCUUUUUCUUGGGUUCCUCAAGCUCUGUUGCUUUUGUAGAAUUUGAGACGGAAGAUGCCAAAGAGACAGCAAUUGCAGCAUGUUCUAUAAAUGUUGAAGGAAAACAGCUAUCAAUCCUCAGAAUUGAUGUGCCAAGAACAACCGUUGUAAGGAUUUCAAAUUUUGGUGGAACAGUAUCAAAGAAAAGAUUCCAGACUAUAUGUAACUCUCACGGGCAAGUGAAGCAGAGGAAGGACCGAGGCAGGGACAUUGUGGAUGUACAUUUCAAGCUUGCUGAAUGGCCUAAUAUGUUGACUAUUCUCAACAGUUUAAAUGGAAUGGAAGUAGAUGGCAAUCGGUGGCUUGCCCGGCCUGCACCUGUUUUUCCUCCAGAAGUCCUUCAAGUCCUUUGGAGUCGGCCAGAUGAAAGAAUUCAUGUCAUAUCUGUUUUGCGCAGACUAUUGCAGAACACUGAACUGAUAAGUCCUGAAAUCACUUUUCUAGCCAACAAAUAUUAUAAAGAUAUACUUUGAGUUAUCAUUGCAUUCUUUGUUCCAAUUUAGCUGUGCAAAUUGGAUACUGAUCAUAUUGUACUGGGCAAUCCAGCAAUGAACUUGGAGCCUUCUUGACA